Molecule: messenger RNA, 528 nt
Organism: Rotaria sp. Silwood2
Lineage: Eukaryota; Metazoa; Rotifera; Eurotatoria; Philodinida; Philodinidae
Source: the annotation of a GenBank genome assembly
AUGACAAAUAAACUCUUUAUAAUUUGUCUUCUUAUUGGCCUUAUGUGUGCCUAUUGCGAAUAUUAUUGGAUGCGACAUGGAUAUCGUUCACUUGCACUUGUCGCUUCAAAAUGUCCAAAACCAACAAUGGCAUCUAUUCGAACACAAGACUAUAAUCAUUAUUUAAGAAAUCAUACAACAUUUGAAUCAAUUAUAAAUUGGUUCUCAAAUAUUUUUGCAACAACAAAAGAUAAACCAGUAGUUCCGAUUGUUUGUGAAACAUUUGAAAUUCAUACUGAUCCACGUUCAACAUUUAUACUUAUUAAAACAUUUUGUUUAAUUGGUCUUACAUUUAAACUUAUUUCAAGUUUAAAAACAGUACCAACAUUAAUUCGAGCACGUAAUAGUGCUAUGAAAGAAUCAAAUUUAAUUUCAUCUAUGCCAAAAGGUGAUGGAAUAAUACAACAAACAAAAUUAUUCGAAUCAUCUAAUGGAAAAAUUGGACUUGUUACGACAAGUAUCGAUAAACGAAAUUUAUCCGUUCGAUAA